GUGGUAGAGGUUUUAUGUGUAACUUGAUUGAUAAUGUCAUGUGACAAUAUCACAUGACCUACUGAACAGUACUUGUUUACGUUUUUGUUCAUACUGUUCGCCUUAGAAGUAUUGCAUAUUUCUUUUAUUACUGGUGUGGAAAUAAGAGAUACGAGUUAAAAAUCGGCACUGUUGCUUUUGUAUUCACUUGAGUAAAUCAUGCUAUACAUUACUAUGAACUUAAGGUGUAAGUUAUUAUUAAUAAUAAUAUUAUUAUACCUAUAAUUUUAUAAUUAAAUAUAAAUUAUUUAAAUUUAAUUUACUGAACUGAUAGUUAGUCACUGGGAUGUUAAAGUUGAUGUUACAAGUUACUUACAUUACGAGUUGAAUUAAUACUCACUCAAGAGUGACAAGAGUCCAGCUAGAGAUUAGACCUUCCUUAAUCCAUAGCCUAUAAUAUAAUAUAUAUUAUAUGCUAUUUAUAAAUUUAUAAGUAUAAGCCUUAUCCGAAGUCAGGUCCCAAAUUAAUUUGUAUGAAAUAAAUUGCAAUGUACUGCACAGUGUGUAUUGUUAGAAUACAGCAGAAAUGUCAGUCAUAGCUUUUGCAAGUAACUGUCACUUUACAAACCAGUCAGUGAAUACUAAAUGUUGUAAUUGGGGCAUAUCAUUUGCAAAUAGCAACCGAAAACAUUCUGCUUGUUACUGUUGCCAGUGUUGUGCCACAAAAGGCCCCUAAGUAUCUGGCAAACAGACUUCAACUAGCCUUUACUAGCACCACUCUGAUAGCAGAGUUAACGUUUCACUUCCAUCCAAUGUCCUGCAAUAGUUUCUGUGUGAAUAUCCUGGUCUACUGAAUCAACAAAUUCACGUGCGUGCUCAAUGACAGCUUGAGCAUAAAUCCUUUUGUUGAGCUGAGCGACAUUUUGAUAUCCUCAACAAGCGUCCGUGACAAUAGUUUUCCAUGGUAACACAUGAUUAGUCAUAAUGCGCUUGAGUGUUUGUGCAUCUCGACGGCCAACAACCUCCAUCCAACAUCUUCCACUUCCACGCUGAACCAAGCCGACAACCCACUUAUCAACGCGUUACUGUCGACGGUGAUAUUUUCUGUGGAAAAAGUAACUCUCAUCCAUCUCAACGAAAACAGACUGACCGCUUGCAUCAAAGCCCCCGAGCAGAUGAUUGGUUCUCAGCAUCCAUUGACAGCAUUCCUGACGAAGAUAGUUGUUAUAGUUGACGAUAGUGUUCCAGCUAACCACACUCUCGCACAACAUAACAUGUUUACACUUGAAUUUGUAAACACAAUAAUACAUGAUCAUAACUAUUUUUCAGUUGUUGGAUCACAGUUGGCAAAGAAUGACCAGUUCUUACACUACUGCAGGUAUUGCGUGGGUGAAAACGCCCCAAAAAACUGUCAUUGCAUUCCGCAGGAGCGACUAACGCGAUUGGGUGCCUGCAUAUGCCACAAUCAAUAUUGUUUCUUAUCAAGCUAUGUCGGGCCUGCCACUCCAACUAUUCACUCUUGUUUGACACUACAAAAUGCAACUCACACUGAAUUACCUCAAUUCCGCCCAGUUGUGCAGCUGGCAAAAUAAUCAAACCAAUGCUUAUCGGUGUGGCUGGCCUACCUCCCAUACUUUAACAAAUUAUUGAAAUGUAUGCAAACAUUAAUUUCAAAACUUUUGAUUAAGGAAUAAUCAUUGGAAAUAAUUUGGGACCGAACUUUGGAGGAUUGUCAGUAAUUGUUUACUAUUACUAAAUACUAUAUCAUACUAAUAGUAAUACUAAUACUAACAGCAUCACUUAGCAGUGUACAAUCAUGCUGCGUAAGUUUUGGUUGCUCCCUGCCCCUAUUCAGUUUUCGUUAUUUAGUUUGCAAUGCAAUCUAAAUGAACUUUCAAUAAAUUUACGCACUCCACGCCAUGAUGUUUCCCAUGGCCGACAUCUUGUUGCCAUAGCCCAGUCAUGGUUUAUGGCAACCAAGAUGGCUGCCAUUUAAAAAAACACACGUCUGCUAAAAUGGGUGAGGGGAAAGGGAGAGAAUGUGGUAGUUGAACUAUUUACUGAGAGAAACGAAAAUAGGACCAAAAUGUUAAAAUGUAAUGAAAUAAUUUUAGCAGGUACUUAAAUUUCGUUUUGAACAAAGCUACUUUAUAUCUUAUUCAACUUUUUAAAUAGAUUUUAUAUUAAUACAAAUAAUUUCAAUUUAUCCAUGAUUAAGGCAUAGUUUUUGACUUUGUGAAUGCAGUUUUAGAUAAAAGAGGAGAGGAGUACAAAUAUCUUACAAUAUUACAUAUUAACAAGGAUUCAUUUAGAUUUAUUAUUUAUUUGAACAUUCCUUUUAACAAAAUGUUGGAACUCACUAAUAUUUUUUUCAAAGGAUGUAUGAUACAUGGUUUUGAUAAACAAAUAUUAUUAUUGUUAGUUAUGUUUUGGUAUUGAUGAAUAAAAAAUAAAAUAUAUAUAUUAAAAAUAAAUUUGUCUUUUUCAGUUGCUGCACUCUAAUACACUGUAUUGUUUAGAAGUAUCAUCAACGAUAACAUAUUGUUAUUUGUGAUAGUGAACUUUCUAUCGGAGGCCUAGAAAAUGAUGGGAGUAAGUUCAACGUAAAAUAUUUAAGAUUGAUAACUUAUGAUAUAUACAAUAUUUGCCUCAGUGAUUGUGGAAACAAAAAAGCUCUCAGUUGAUAGAUAUUGUUUAAAAAAAAAAAUUUCUUUGUAAAUUGUGCUUUAUGGCCUUCAACUCAAUGGAUAGGAUUUUAAUAAUCUUAAUGAAGGGAAGGGGUUCAAAACUUUGUGAGGAAAAUGGCUCACAUUAGAUGAGGAAAAUUCAUUUCAUUGUACAUAUUUCUAGUCUUGAAAUUUUGAUUUAGUUUUUCAUUUUACGAGUCAAGCUUUUUAAAAAUAUUUUUUGUCAGAACCGUAAUAUGGAACGUUUCAAUAUGAAGUGCAGUUCUCAUCUCACCAACAAGAUUUAGAACAGAAAAUAAAGUGGUUAAAAGGAAAAGCAUCUUCAUUAUUAUGUACUGAGGCUACAGAAUAAAGGGAUUCUGCCUCUAAUUUCUUCAAAGACAUUUUUACAUACAUUUUCGGUGUGGUCAAUGGUUUUUCAGUUACUCAACUAAAAAUAAUUCACGCAGGAAAUGGUACUCAAAUAAUUUAUUACCUUUAUUUUUAUUUAUUUUAAUUGAAUAAAUAUCAUGUCUGACAACAAAAAGGACUAAGCAAAUGUUGGAAAGGUUUUGUAAAAAAAAAAAAAAAAUCUGGAAUGCAAAUUAAAUUAUAACGCUACCAACAUGACAACUGCUUUAUGAUAAUGUUUCAUAUCAUACUGAUACUAUUGGUUUUCCAGUUAUUUGUACUGUAAUUCACGUUAAUGGCAAUUACCCAAGUCAGUAAAAGAUAUGCUUCAAAAGAUUAGAUAACAACAGAUAACAAGUGUCUUCUUUUUAGGCUGAAAUUUUAACAUACAGCAUGUCCUGUAUUUUCCCAUUUAAAAAUAAAUAUUUAUGCUGAGAGAAAUUAUGGAUAAAAUCUAAUAAUAUCCACGUCUUGCAUGUAUUGUGUAAAUAUACUUUGAUGCUCAUGGAGUCAAAUCUUGAAAUAAGAUGAAAGGAACUUCAACAUGGGCAAACAAUAAAAAAAAUCCGUCACAUUUAGCUCGUUUUGAACAUUUUACUUCUCAUUCGAUAAAGCGGUUUAAAAUUAGAAGAUAGAAUACAUUUUAGCAAUACAAAAAUUGCUAGCUUAUGUUUUUCCCGAUAAUCUAGUGUCGAGAGAGUCAUAAGCAUUAUUUUUAAAAUGAUGAAAAAAGAUUAUAUAAUAAUCAUAUAAUAUCAAGAGAACCUAAUAUAACAAAAAAAUAGAUCAUAAUUUCUAUAUAGUAAUAUCAUAUCAUUUCAAUUUAUUAAACAUAAAGUAAUCUUCCAGAAAGAAAUCAUUUGGACCGGAAUGUGACAAUUUGCAUUUUGACCUGGUGAAAACUGUAAUUACCAUCUUGACCUGUUGUUAUUUUUCCAGAUGUAUUUUGACACCAAUGCUACAAUGACUGACAUUCUCUUCCACAAGUGGAAUACAUAUUCAAUUGGAGGUGACGAUAUUUUAAUGAGUGAAUUUAUGCGCAACACAGUCUCACAACACAUACCACUAAGUUAUACUUUAUCUUAUCAAGGUGUUAUUUUUUGAGCAUGUCUAAUCUAGUAGAUUAAAUCUCUUAACAGUGUGAAAAUGUUGACUUCAUCAGUAGGUCAAGUCAAAAAUAACAUUUUAGUGAAUGAACGUUAUCAUUUUGAUUUUGAUUUUAUAUUUUGUUCCAAGAACUGAUAAAACGUUUGACCUUGUAUUUAGUUCAAGUAUCUCAAAAUAAGGCUUCCCGCAUGGGCAUAAUUCAGGGGCUACAACAUACCAAAACACAACAGUGUACCCCAAAACAAUGGAAUUCUCUCCCAUUACACAUCCACAAUAUAACGAUCAUCCUAGCCUUUAAAACUGCCCUCGAUACCCAUCUUUUCAAACUGUACUAUACAGACUCAUUCUCGUCACCCCUCUUUGCAACUGAAAAACAAUGCUCGAUGCUGCUGGGUGCUGUCCAUGGCUAGGCAGGGGUAGAUGGUACUUGGGUGGGUGAGGUCAUGCUAUUUUUACCAAUUGCUGUUUUUAGAUGUAUAAUUUUCUGUAAUUGCUAAUUUUAUUUGAAGCACACUGAGCCCAACCCUAGGCUGGGGUACUGAGCUAUAUAAAACCACCUUUAAUAAUAAUAAUAAUAAAAAUAAUAAUAAACCAACACACAACAUAUUAUACCAACACAACUUCGACACACAACAUAUACCAACAUACAACAUGCCAACACACACCAUUGUUAAAUGUUGUCUCACUUGUGGCACGUACAGGAGGAUUAAGUUUUUAGUUGGCUCCAUGAGGGCUCCCUUCUUGGUACAUUUCUAAACAAAAUGUGAGAAUGAAACUGUGUUGUUUUUUCAUCUGUUCUAUAUUUUAUUCCACAGAUGCCAUCUUAGCUUCAUUCUUGUCAUUGUUGUUCACUGUUCUCUUUGAGGGAUUGAAAACAUUGAAAUCUUUUGUGAUACUGAUGAAGAAAAGAGCACCAUUAAAUGAUGGUCAGCAGAGAAACACCGCGGCAGGGGAAGAUGGACCAAACAGCUCGCAAACUGACCUGCUGAUUUCACUGAGAAUCCCUCUUAGUCAAAACGUUCGUCAUUGGAGGUAUCAGUACUAAUGUCGUAAAGGAUUGAUCUUAUGAACCUUGAAGAAUUAACUCUGUUUACCUUUCCAUUUCCAUAAACAUUUGCACAGAGCUUAUUCUUACUUGUCAACUAUGUCACAAUCUGAGACUUAAUUAAAAACAUUCUAGAAUCUUAAUUUGAAAUUUAAAAUAGUCUAUAAGGUAUUAUUCAGUAAAUGAAUAAAAAUUAUAAAUAAUUAUAUUGUUCAUGUAUAUUUUUAAAAAAAGAUACUAUAUAAAUCUAAAAUCUAGUUUGUUAAUAAAGGAGGGAGGCUCAGCAAUUAAGAACAUCAGCUUUCUUAUAAGAAUAAAUUUGAAGGCCCACGUUGGAAAUUAACCUUUAGUUAUUUAAGGGUUUUAUUUUCUUAAAAAAUAUUUGUCAUUGCAAUCCAUUUGUUGGCCACAUGAAAAUUAUUGUAGUAGUGCUGCAUGCUUUAAAUGCCUUAAUUAAUGUAUGGUACAUUAAAAUUUAAAUCUUGUAUCAAACAUUAAAUCUGUUCAAUCAAUGCGAAGCACCGGGUAUAUAUAUAUAUAUAUAACAUCAGCUAUUUUAUAAAUGAGCAAGUGUUUCUUUUUAGGUGUGUUGCUAUGUAGGUCAAUUGUGUCAAAUUGUGGGACUGAUAAACCAAGUUUCCUGUCUGAGAUAGUCUUUUACUUUGUUUAAUGAUGGAAACAGUUGAAAAACUAGAAAAACACACUGCAGCUGUGUAAAAUUGUGAAUCUGGUGUUAUAUUUUGCACUCCCACCCACUUUCCAUCUGUUCUUUUUUCCUUCAAUUUUAAGGUAUAGGUAGGAUAUAAAUAUAUUAUAUUAUUUUAAAUUAUAAUAAUGGGAUUGGUUUUUUUUUGUUGUAGCGAUGAAGGCAUUUGCAGAAACUUUGGAAUUUGUAUUUUAUCUGACCAUAAUUAAAACUUAACCUAUAUUGUUUUAUUCACACAGAUUGUUUGUGUCUCAUUACUUUAGGCAAAAACUUCAUUGCAGUCAACCCCACUUUUAGUUAAUUAGUUAUAGAUCACAAUAACAACCCCGAGUCUUAAACUAGUGAAAAAAGGGAGAUAAAUCCAACAAAGUGAACUAACUCCAAAAAAAGGGAAUUUGAAUCCAACGAAGGGAACUUAUUAGGAUGAUUUUACUUCUGUUGUUCUCUCUAAACAGGUCAAAUAAUUUACUUUAUGUGUAGGGUUGAUGUUGAAAUUUCCCAAAGAGAUACUCCAGAAAUGAAAGAGACAAAGCUUUCUUUGGUUAAAUGUAUAUUUUGUGCUGCAUUUCAGAAUCAAAUUUCACAUCAUUGAAUCAAGUUUGUUUGUAGUGAGUUUUUUCUGGGGCUACCUGCUGAUGCUGUUGGUGAUGACCUACUCUGUGUGGCUGGUGGUGGCGGUUAUUUUAGGUGAGUCCUGUUGGGUAGUGACCUACUCUGUGUGGCUGCCGGUGGCGGUUAUUUUAGGUGAGUCCUGUUGGGUAGUGACCUACUCUGUGUGGCUGGUGGUGGUGGUGGUUAUUUUAGGUUGAGUCCUGUUGGUAGUAAUCCUACUCUGUGUGGCUGGAGGUGGCGGUUAUUUUUAGGUCCUGGUCUUUAAAAACACAAAUAAGUUUGAUCUUAUACUUACCGUAACCAUAAAGUAAAAGAGAAUCUGAAAAUUAAAGACUUUACAUUGAAGAUGAGAACAACAUUAUAUUUCAUCAAUGAUAUCUUUAAACACUCUUAUCCUGAUCUAUUUAAACCAUGGAUCCCAUCUCUAGAGUCUGGAUUGCCUUGAAAUGUUUACUGUCCAAUCUGACUUAAACUAAUUUACUCAGCACGGAUUUUGUUGAUGAGCUCUGCCCAAUGCUAAAUUCUGUUUGCAUUCUUGUAUGCAGGGAAAUGUCAGCAGUUUCCUAUCAGCAAAAUCAUUAUAGGAAAAACAGAAAUUUACUUCUAUAUUCUGUAUGCUGCUGCUUUGACCGCUUCAGUAAAAUACAUUACAGCAAGGGUCACCAAACAAUUUUUUUUACCGCAGGCCAGAUAAAUGACAAAAGGACAACCCGGGUCACAUUAUAAUUAUGUACAUUUCGGCCACGCCCCCUUUCUAAAGGCAGAAGAUGCCGAUACUAAGAUUAUUUAAUUAUGACCACUAUUUGCAUCAAAAUGUUUGAUAAUUUGUGUUUUAGAAUGAACUUAAAAGUAAUUUAAACAAGGAUAUUUAAAUUUGAGGUUUAAAAACCCGGUAGAGUCAUGAUGUACAUGGUUAACUUACAUUAUUUAUACCGGGUAGCCAUAGGUUAGGGUUAAUGUUAAACUAGAUGCUCUAAAAGGUUUUAUAUAGGGGGCAUUUUGAGUGGUAAAAUUGAUACAAUUUUGUUUUUCAUAUAUGAAGACAAAGAGCCAGCAUCUCAUACUAGCUGAGCCAGCAUUUCAUAAUAGCUGAGCCAGCAUCUCAUAAUUGCUGAGCUGCUUUUUGCCAAUCAGACUGUUGAUUAAUCAUGGAGAUUAUUGUUCAAGAAUAAAAUGAAACAUUUAGGAUUAUGUCGCAAAACAAUACCUGUAAUCUUAAAGAAUAUUUAAAAAGAAGUUAUUGCCUGUACUUUACAGAAACUUAAGCCUCAUGUUUGACAACACAUACUGCUGUCACUUCAGGUAUAGUUUUCAACUCUGGGAUGCCUUCUUAACUUGACGAGCGUUUCUGUCAUAAAUCUUUUCUUUUGCUUUUUAACUAAAUUGUCCUGCCUCUUGCUCGUAAUUUGUGUGUACAAUUGUGCUCACGUACCUGCGAUUUCCCCCGAGACAAAAAGAGGACACUAACAUUUGUCUCACACAUUCCUCUCUUUAGGUUCUGGCCUGGGGUACUUCAUCUUCAAUCCCAUCAGCCAGCACCUCGCCUGGAAGUACUCGGCCGUCAAACCAAAGGUCAAACCUCCAUGUUGCAGUGGUGAUCUGCCAGAGACAAGUGGCUUGCACACACAGGAACCCUAUGGAGGUAACAGCUGCUUUAUUCUCACUAUAUUUUCUAAAUAAAAUUGUUGAUUUUGAAUUUAUAUACUUUUUUGAUUUCCAUAAAACAAAGACAUGCACUUUUCAAACUUCCAUCAUUUAAUACACUUUUAAAAAUAUCAACGCCAUCUUUACUUGUUUGACAGUGCUUUGGAAUACAAAUUUCAACGGAAUGAAACCUCAGAUUCCAUUACAUGUUGAUUCUUUGUUUCCAUGACUGUUACUUUCUGAAUUUCUGUUUGCCUAAAAUUGAUAAUUGCCCUUUGUUUACAUAGAUCCUUUUAGGAUCCUCUAGGAUGAUUUCAGAGUGAAUACUUUAGUAAGAUUUUUUGUUGACUGUUUCUUGGGGUAUAUGUUUUUUUUUUCCUUGCAUUUCAUCCAUAUUAUUUAUUAACUUAUUUUGACUGUAGACUAAGACCUCUUUAGUUCAACUCGUAAAAAAUUAGAUCUAGUCUUGCUGUGGAGGUAUAAUUUUAAUAUUCAAGUAAUAAAGAUUUUGGGCUGACAGUCUGUUGUGUCUACAAAUAUUAAACUUUGCACAGCAACACAUUUGUUAAAUUUGUUCUGCACUAGAAUAAAAUUUUUAUUUAUUCUAAAGGAGAAGAUUUGUUUUAAAAAAAAUCUUUCUAUUUUUACAAAAUAACGGACGAUAAAAGAAAAGUGAUAAAUUGUAAAUAGCUGCGAUGAUGAAAGUGUCAUGUUUUAAAUUGCAAAAUUUUAUCAGAAUUUCACAGUGCUCCUAUUAGUGUAACUAUGCCGGCACACUUUGAACUAACCCGUGUACAAUGGACCACAGCACAGACUUAUUUCAGUUUAUAAUUUAACAGAAAAACAUACACAAUGUAGCAUUUAUUUACCUGACAGAUUAGGCUAAGAAAAAUUUAAAUAACAAACUAUAAAACUCUUGUGAAAUACAUUGUUUCAGAAAUUUAUUUAAACUAAAUAAGACAAGGCCCUAGCCUGAUGAUAGUUAGAAAGAUGUGUCCAUGAAAUAAAUGAUUGCUGAUAUUUUAAACUGGUUGUUAGUAGAGGCAACUGGGUCAAUGAAUUUCUGUACAUGCCUGAUUUAUUUUUGUGUGACUGUUGAAAGUGAUAUGCAUUAAUUUUCAGUUGCAUGUUUCAAAAUCUUCCACGUAUCAGUUACCGUGAGCCCUGGGACCACAAAUCAGUUACCUUGAGCCCUGGGACCACAAAUCAGUUACCUUGAGCCCUGGGACCACAUAUCAGUUACCGUGAGCCCUGGGGUCCUUGAUUUAUAGCACUUUCACAAAUUUUUAGACAAGAUAAGCUUAAUAAGAGAAACACCUGAAGCUCUCCAGUUUGAAGUAACAGUAAACUCUCUAAACGAAUUUGAAAUAAAAAAAAAGGUUACAAACUACAUUGCAAGUCAUCAUGAGCAACAAAAAUCUUAAAAGCAGUUGGGGGAAACUUUACACAAGCAGGCAAGGGAAAUAUUUUUUGGUUGUCAGAUGUUUUUUGUGUGGCUUAAGGCCCUUUCCAAGGUUCUUGUACAGUUAAACAACAUUUUUUAAAUCGAACGCAUCCUCCAUUAACUGAAUGUUUUAUGUUACACCCCCUGACAGCAGAGUGACACAAUACAUGCUCUUUUGUUGUUUACUUUACUGAUGUGUGUUCAAUUUUAUUUUCAACGUGUUCUAGUUCAUUUUUACCUACAUUUAAUUUUUUUAAGAAUUAGAAAUUGCUGUUUUCAUGUCAAUUACUCUGUGUGAGUGUAAAAAAAAUUGUGCUAUCACUAUCAUAACCAACUUUUGAUUUCAGUACAUCAAGUGCUUUUAUAUUUAGACCAAUAAGCAAUAUCUUAGCUUAAAAAAAAAUAAAUAAAAAUUGAGUAAAAAAGAUUGUGUAUUAUCAAUCUGUAAUAUAUUAAAACAAAUAUUUAUUGAUAUCUCUUAUAUUAAAAUUAAAAGAAAUAUUGGUGUUUAAUAAUUUAAAGACUUACAAAUGUGAAAAAAUUUAUUUGCAUUAAUAAUUUUGUUCAGUAGGUAACAAAAAAAACCCAAAAAUAAAAAAAAAACAUUUUUUUUUAAAAAAUGAAGAGGUUUGCAAUAAAAACUUUUUUGCGAAAGUACAUAUUAACUACUUCAUUUGAAUAGAUAAAAGCUUUGUUGUGAAUGUAACAAUUAAAUACCAGUUGGAAAACAACAAGAAAAAACUCCAAAUGCAAGUACUUAUCAUCAUAAUCUCAUCUGCACAACAGUAAAUAGAUUUUUUAAAUUUCCAGAACGCUCCAGUCUUUUGGAGGUUAGAAGGAACUACAACGCAAUCUCAAGCAGUAACCAAGGUGUCUAGGUUCCGUUGUGGAAACUGUCUGCAUGAAGUAUGCCAUCGUUAACCUUAAGUUAUCAGUCACUAACAAGUAUUCUAUCCCAGGCUUUGUUGCAUUGCUCGUUAUAUAAAAAAUAAUUUGCCCAUUUGUGUACGUCAGUCUUGAGAUUUCCAUUUAUAUUUCCAAUGUUUCAUUGCAUUCCAUGCUUUUUUUAUAAAAAAAAAUAAUGCUUUGUGAUGCAAUUUGUAAACUGCUAGGUUGCUGAUGUGUAACAGCAGUUUUCCUGUCCAAUUUUAUUGCAGCUUGCCACAUCAGCCAUGUGCGCAUUACAUUAUUUUUUACUAAUCCUAAGAAGCUGCAAGGAAUCCAAUAAAUUAGGGAUAAAAAUAAUGAAGUUUGGCUAGGAUUUAAAAAAAAAAUCUUUUUUUUUAUAUAUACCUGUGAGGAGAAUUGAAUCAAAUAUUAUUUCUCCAAUCCCUUAAUGGCAUUAGCCUCAUUGGUAAUGUUUAGACAUUGUUUAAAUAAUUGCUCUAAUGGUCUGAGGUGCAUUUUAUCUCACUAAGUCAGUGGCUGGCAAAUGAACAGGUUAAAAGCCUGCUAACACUUGUAUUGCUAUCCAUGAGGGCUUCACGGAAGCAAGAGAAACCGAUUUAAAAAGAAUUUUUUAAAUUAGCC
Messenger RNA from Lymnaea stagnalis (great pond snail), 11144 nucleotides. The record is from the annotation of a GenBank genome assembly. Lineage: Eukaryota; Metazoa; Mollusca; Gastropoda; Lymnaeidae.